Pterocles gutturalis (yellow-throated sandgrouse) is the source of this 532-nucleotide messenger RNA. Its product is annotated as E3 ubiquitin-protein ligase HACE1-like. The record is from RefSeq and is a predicted model, not a curated record. The transcript is spliced from 6 exons. Gene Ontology annotation, molecular function: protein binding. Lineage: Eukaryota; Metazoa; Chordata; Aves; Pterocliformes; Pteroclidae. The annotation marks the transcript as partial.
AUAAUGAAACUGCUGUAUAUACACUAAUGCCAAUGGUGAUGGCUGACCAGCACAGGUCUGUCUCAGAGCUGCUAUCAAAUUCAAAAUUUGAUGUGAAUUAUGCAUUUGGACGUGUGAAGAGAAGUUUGCUUCAUAUUGCAGCAAACUGUGGAUCAGUUGAAUGCCUUGUUCUAUUAUUAAAAAAAGGGGCAAAUCCAAACUAUCAGGACAUUUCAGGAUGCACACCUCUCCAUUUAGCAGCAAGGAAUGGCCAGAAGAAAUGUAUGAGCAAACUGCUGGAAUACAGUGCAGAUGUCAACAUUUGUAAUAAUGAAGGCUUGACUGCAAUUCAUUGGUUGGCUGUCAAUGGACGAACAGAGUUGCUUCAUGAUCUUGUUCAGCAUGUCAGUAAUGUCGAUGUUGAAGAUGCAAUGGGACAGACAGCCCUUCAUGUAGCUUGUCAAAACGGUCACAAGACAUGUUUGCUAGACAGUGGUGCAGAUAUAAACAGACCGAAUGUGUCAGGGGCAACUCCACUCUAUUUUGCUUGCAG